Molecule: messenger RNA, 7409 nt
Organism: Centropristis striata (black sea bass)
Lineage: Eukaryota; Metazoa; Chordata; Actinopteri; Perciformes; Serranidae
Product: nuclear factor 7, brain-like
Exons: 2
Coding region: 5195-6619 (474 amino acids)
Molecular function (GO): protein binding; zinc ion binding
Source: RefSeq, a predicted model, not a curated record
CCUUCAUGUUGACCCAGUGGCUUCCAGCCACUGUGAAAACUAGGACUUUCCCUCCAUCAGCACUGGGAAGAGCGCAGAGCAGUGCAGCCAGUGUCACCAGUCUGAACUGGGUCAUCUCUGAGGCGAAGCUGGAAUCAUAAAAACAAAAAAGAGGUACAAUAAUAACAAGGAGACUUUAACUGAACUACUGUGAUCCGGAAGGUUUUAAUAUUUACUGUAGAUUGUCCACAAAUGUUUUCUUUGCAAUAGAGUUUAUAAUAGAAGUUGUUAGAGAAAUGCAUUGAGGAAACCUUUAAAAUUAAAUUACCUGACAUCAACAGUAAAUCCUCUCACCUAUUUCUCUGCGCAGAUCGUUUGAUGAGGAAUCAUGAGCAGGAGACGUCCAGGUUCUCAGUUUAACACAAUUUUAUCACAAUACGUCAAGAAAUGUGCAGUAACAGAGCUCUGGGUUCACUCUACACGUCCCUGAUACACAGAAGGCUGGUUCAGGUCAUGAAGUCUGGACCAGUCUCAUUUCUCUUAAAACCUUUUUUAUAUACUGACAGAUUUUGCUAAAAAAGGAAGGUAUCUCUUCCAGGAAGUGCCACCCUCUUGAUCCGUUGAUUCGUCAGUUUUAAUCAAUAUAGGGACGUACGCCAUGUCACCAGGCAGUAAUCUCUGCCCAGAACACUAUGUCCCUAUCCUGACCUGUUAUCAGAACUUGUUAAAACAAACCUCCGGCCUUGUUUUGACUUACAGAGAUAUAUUUGGAGACACAGAUUUUGCAAUGUCCACAUGAAAUCUAAAACAUGAAACAUAAAAUACACUACUGGUCAAAAGUUUUAGAACACACCAACUUUUCCAGAAUUUAAUUGAAAAUUAUGCAGUUUAAUGUCUCAGUGUACUCUGAAAUUAAUGCACAUUUGCAACAUUUAAAAUUCUUUAUUGAGCAUGAUAGUGUUUUGAAAGUAAAAAAAAGAUUCAAAAUCACAUUUUAUGUUGGACUAACGGACUAAAAAAAGACACAAAAUGACCAAAAAAAGACACAAAAUGACAAAAAAAGACACAAAAUGACCAAAAAAGACACAAAAUGACCAAAAAAAGACACAAAAUGACCAAAAAAAGACACAAAAUGACCAAAAAAGACACAAAAUGACCAAAAAAAGACACAAAAUGACCAAAAAAGACACAGAAUGACUUACAAAGACAUGAAAAGAAUUCAAAAAUGGACAAAAUAGCCCAAGACUCCAUAGAGUUAAGUUGUUAACCCAUUUCUUGUUCCCUGAAAAAGGCCUACUUGUAUAAUUCUGAAAUGUACAUUAUUUUUCAGUUUUGCUUACCUUUUUUAUUUACCUCUGGCAGUUCACCACUUACCUUUGUACCCUCCCUGGCUUUUCAUUUGACUUGAACUGCUUGAAUUUCAAUAAAAAACUGGAAAAAUUGGGGUGUUCUAAAACUUUUGACCGGUAGUGUUUAUAUUUUUUGUGAUUAUAGAAUCUUAAUCAGUUUAAGCAAAUGGAAUAUAUGUAUUUAAAGUCAAACAGAAAAGUCUUCAGUCUUGAUUGAAAAGAGUUGAGAGCUGCAGCAGAGCUUUUUUUGGGAGCUUGUUCUAGAUAUGUGGUGCAUAAAAACUGAAUGCUGCCUCUCCAUGUUUAGUUCUGACUCUGGGAACAUGGAGCAGACCUGUCCCAGAUGAUCUGAGAGUUCUGGAUGGUUCGUAGCUAAGCAGAAGAUCAGAAAUGUAUUUCGGCCCUAAACCAUUCAUUGCUUUUUAGACCAACAAUAGUGUUUUAAAAUCAGUUCUUUGACAGACAGGAAGCCAGUGUAAGGACCUCAGAACUGGAGAAAUAUGAUCUACUUUUUUGGUCUUAGUAAGGACUCGAGCUGCAGCGUUUCUGAAUGAGCUUUUUUGUUUAAUUUGAGACAAUUCCAUUGUAUCGUUGAUUUGCUCAAUGCAUCUACAUAGUUCUAGUAUUGACUAUAGUCCCCUGGUGAUAUUGUUAUGGAAAUUUGUGUGUUGUCCUCAUAGCUAUGGUAAAAUAUUUUGUUGCUUUUCAUGAUCUGAGCCAGUGGCAGCAUGCAGAUGUUAAACAGAAGCGGCCCCAGGAUGGAACCUUGCGGAACUCCACAUGUAAUUUUUGCACAUUCAGAUGUUUAAUUACCUACAGAGACAACGUAGUCCCUGUCCUUCAAUAAAUGUCAUUGAAGACCUUCACAAGAGCCGUCUCAGUGCUGUGGUGUGGUCUAAAUCCUGACUGGAAGACAUCAGAACAGCUGUUCAUUAACAUUAAGUUGUUCAGUUGCUUUAAAACAGCUUUUUCAAUGAUUUUACUGAGAAAUGGGAGGUUUGAUAUUGGUCUAUAAUUUCUCAUUAGUGAAGCGUCUCAAUUGUUCUUUUUAAAUAAAGGUUUGAUAACAGCAGUUUUCAGGGACUGUGGGAAGACACCUGAAAGAAGAGGCGUGUUAACAAUCUGUAGGAGGUCUGAGGCCAUGCAGUUUGAGACAUUUUUGAAAAGGUCUGUUAUAUAUCCUCCAAGUUUUUAGCGUUAAUCACGUAAAAUUGUGUCAUGGUAUUUGAAUUGAUUUUAAGUGGACUCAUUGAUAACACAUUUCCUGCACAUGAUGUUGAGGCACUGACCAAUCUUUAAAAACCUCAUCAUGCAGAAAUGAAGCAGCCAGCAUGUUUUUCUAUGAUUGUUUUAAGGAUGAAAAGAGAAUUAGUCGACGAUGAAUGGUUUAUGUUAAGCAGCUGAACACAUUUGAACGAAACAGUUUUCAGGCAGGAUAACAAUUUAAGGAAUUAAUUCAGUUUAUACCAGUUCAAAACAGUGUAACUAUAUCUUUGAUAAAAACAUGUUACUUCCUGCUACCUGGUAUGAAAUAAUCCACUCUUAGGUUACAUGUAGCUCAACAACUCUUGUUUCUCUUCUGCAGAGAUACAAAAUCAGCGUGAGCUUCUGUGCGUGUUGUGAAACCUGCAGUCUGAAGGGCAAAAGCUUUAACGCUCAUCGACAAGCUUAGUUUACACUUUGUGUGAAUAUAGUUGAUUGACAAUGUCUCAAUUCAUGUUGUACUUACAGUGGAAAGGUGUCGUACAGCAGAUUAACAGUCUCAGAGUCGACAGCAGAUCUGCUCUUUAACUGCUGUGUGACUGACGAGCCUUACACUGACUGUUGUGCAACAUGUGGGUCAGAGGCAAGGGUCAACACAGGUUGUUUGAUGAUUGAACUGACUGAAGCUGUGAUGUUUCACUGCAAUUGUAGUUUGAAAUGAUCAAACAGAGACAUGUCAGGCUAUGACAAAUAUUUCCUGAUGUUUACAAGAGAAAUGCUGCCAGGAUGGAGAAGCUGCACAAACACAAAGAACUCAAACACUUUAAUGUUUCCACCUCUUAUUCCUCUGUUUGAGAUCCUCAUCAUGUGCUUGUGAAUGCAAGAUUCAUGGAACAUUUAACGAUUUAGCAAUUGGCAUGACUUUUUGUCCAAUCAUGUACCAUUUAAUCUCUAUUUUUUGUGUUUUCUGUGCACUCCAGGAAGAGUAAGUCCCAUCAGGAUACGAAACAAACUCAUGUUAAAGUAUUUUUUCCUGAGCUUUUUGUCUCAUUCUGGGUUUUACUUUAGAAGCUGAAACCACAAUAAGGAAUAUUUUUAUUUUUUGUUUUUCUUACAGUUUGAGGCUGAAGACAUGCUACUUUCUAAUAUUUACACCUCCCUUAUACCUCUCCUCUCACUGCUUUGAUCAUAUUUAUACAUUUUAAACAUUUCAAGAUAUCAACUGAAUAUCUUUGUGUUUUUUGUCAUUUAUUAUAUUUUGCAUUUGUUCAUCUUAUAAAGAAUGUAUUCCAACAAAUGCACGAUUAAAUGAACUCAAACCAUAUAUAAAAAUACGGUGAAGUGAGUUUGAAUGAAUGAGAGUGAAAAAUGUGCCAGAAAGCAAAGCAUUAAUCAAAUACAGUCAGGUUGAGAGAAUUCAUACAGAUGCUAAAUCCUGAAUGUGAGACAUUAAUUGUACAAAUAACAAUAUUGGAGAAAAAGUAAUUUUAGUGAGUUUGCUGGGACAUAUAAUAAGUGACAAAUGCAUUUGGCCACUUUAUCUUGUGAUGAAAAGGAGAAUAUAAGUUCAUAACAACUUUGAUUCUUAGUGCAAGUUACAGGAGUGCUUUAGAGCUGGUCCAACUGAUGAAAUAAACACACACUGACAUGUUGGUAGACAUUGCUCCCUGUCACAUGUUCCUGCUGGCUGGAAAACAAAAAUGUUGUUCAACCUGUUUAGGGUCAGUCGGACAAUCAAAAUGUUCACGCCUCACCGGAGGAUUUAAACAUUGUUGAUCAGAGCUGAGAUGACAUUUUAAGGAGUGAGAUCGCUGCUGAAACACACGUUGGAGUUUGUCAACUGAUGAAGUGAAGAGACACGUUGGUGAGUUCUGCUGACUGAAAUAUAACUUUUUUUUACAUUUGAUAUUAUUUUUUAUUUCUUUUGACUUCAUGUAAUGAUAAUCAUUUAUCCAAUGUAUGAUGGGAUGGACUCAAGUCCUUUUUUUCUCCUUGAACAGGAGAUAAAGGGUAAAAAAAAAUAUGAUAGAUGAAUGAGUAAACAAAUGAAAAUGUGUGAAGAAUAACUUAGCAAACUGCGCAGUAUGAGAAAGGUCAAAUGAGUUGGAUUAAAAACUCAACAUGUACCUGAAGUUUAACUGAGUGACAAACAUUGAAUUAUCUGGAUGAAAUAAACUGCUGAUAUUUUGGCAGAAAAUGUUUCCUGUUGAGUGAAAAUAUAAUGUUGUUCAUCUCUUUAUAGUGUCAGCAGGCCUGUUGAAAUGAGAUCCUUCAAUCUUCUGCUUCUUUGAGGCAUUUUGAGGAUGUUUCUAUUCCUCUAAAGUGAAGCUGAACAUGAAGAGUCACAUUUUCUUUUUGACACAUUUGGUUUGUUCUGGCUGGAAACCAGCUGCAUGUACAAGGAAACUGUUGUCUUUUUUUAAUCAAGAGGAAAAUAUUUGACUGAGUGACAUUCUGGCAACAAAAUCACACAACAUUUCUUGAUGUUAAGUCAUUCUGUGGGAGGAGUAACAGAAAGUAGAAUUUGACACUUUUGAUCAGAGCUGAGACGUCACUUUAUGGAGUGAGAUCUCUGCUGAAACACACGUUUGGAGUUUAUCAACUGAAGAAGUGAAGAGACACGUUGGUGAGUCCUGUUGACUGAAAUAUAACUUCACUUUAAAAUGUCUGAGAAAAUUACUGUUGUUGAAAGUUUCCUGAGCUGCCAUGUGUGUUCAGAGACUUUCAGAGAUCCUGUGUCUCUGAGCUGCAACCACAGCUUCUGUUCAAGCUGCCUGCUGAAAUUCUGGGAACAAACUGAAAACAAAAACUGUCCCAUUUGUAAAAGAAAAUCAUCAAAUAUUCCUCCUCUGAACUUUGCUCUGAAGGAACUGGCUGACUCUUUUGCUGGGAGACAGAAAUCUGGAUCAUCUGAGACAGAAAAAGAAGAGAAGAAGCUGGAGGUGGUGUGUAGUAAACAUCCAGAAGAGACUAAACUGUUCUGUAAGGAUGAAGACAGAGCUGUGUGUCCUGUCUGUGAGUUUUCUCUCCACCAGAGUCACAAAGUGGUUCCUAUAGAACAAGCAGUCAGUGACCUGAAGGACCAGCUGAAAUCUGACUUACAGUCUCUGCAGGACAAGAGGGACAAAUACAAACAAGGGGAGAAAACAUACAAUGAAGUGAUUGAACACUUCAAGAAGCAGCUGUUGUCCACAGAGAGACAGAUCAGAGCAGAGUUCAACAAGCUCCACCAGUUCCUGAGAGAGGAAGAGGAGUCCAGACUGGCAGCUCUGAGGGAGGAAGAGGAGCAGAAGGGGAAGACUAUCAGCAGAGAGAUGAAGAGGAUUCAGGAGCAGAUCUCCUCUCUGUCAGACAGUAUCUCUGCUGUUGAAGAAGAGCUGCAGAAACACAACGUGCCAUUCCUCAGCAGUUAUAAAGCCACUCAGACCAGAGCCAGAGUCCAGUGCUCACUGUCAGAUCCACAGCUGCUCUCAGGAGCGCUGAUAGAUGUGGCCAAACACCUGGGCAACCUGUCCUUCAGAGUCUGGGAGAAGAUGAAGGAGAAGGUCCACUUCAGUCCUGUCAUUCUGGACCCAAACACUGCAAACCCCUGGCUCUAUCUGUCUGAUGAUCUGACCAGUGUGAGAAAUGAAGACACAAAGCAGCAGCUUCCUGACAAUCCAGAGAGAAACACUAACUGUGUCAAUGUUCUGGGCUCUGAGGGCUUCAGCUCAGGGAAACACAGCUGGGAGGUGGAGGUGGGAGAUCAUCCUCGCUGGUUUGUAGGUUUAGUUAAAGAGUCAGCUGACAGGAAGGGGAAGAGCUCUGCUACACCAGAAUAUGGAAUCUGGUGUUUAAGGCAUGGUGAUGGAAAAUACACUAAUGUUGUUGGUCAGACUGUCAAAGUGAAGAAGAGUCCCCAGAGGAUCAGAGUCCAGCUGAACUAUGACAAGCGGAAGGUCUCCUUCUAUGACCCUAAAGACAUGACUCACAUCUGCACUCACAGACAAACUUUCACUGAGAAACUCUUCCCAUAUUUCAGUAUUGGAGAGGCUGGUGAUGCUAAAACUGCUGAUAUCAAAAUCUGUCCAACAGAUUUUUCUCUGUAAUGUUCAGGAAUGUUAAUGUUUGUUCAGACUUUAUUCUGAUUUCAUCAUCUAUCUAGAUCUCAGUGGAAUCAUUUAAAGACAAAAGUUGUAAAUAUAAACUCAAUACUCGAGCUGCAUUACAGGUGAUAAACGUUCAUACAGGUUUAAAUCAGUUCUAAUGUUUGGAUUUUAAGAAACAGGUUUAGUGUUUUAGUGACAAAAGUUAUAAAUAUUAAUUAUCCUGAUUAUCAGCAUUUAAUGUAAAAUCAAAUAUUUUAGUCUUUCAUCACUUUGUUUUUUAUUUGUAGGGUUUUUUUAAAUUAAUUUUUCAGUUUAUUGAGUUAUUUCAGUUUUGCAUCUGUUGUUUUAUUAAAUGUUGCAAUGUUUUAUUUUCAUUCAGUCUUUAAUUCUUAAACUGCUUCUUCAUACUGUAGAUGAUAUUUUGUAGACAAAAGUUAUAAAUAUUAAUUAAAUUUGUAAAUAUUAAUUAUCCUGAUUACCAACAUUUACUUUUAAAUCAAAUAUUUUAGUCUUUCAUCAAUUUUAGUAUUUUAUGUUUUUUUUUUUUUAAUUAACUUUCAGUUUAUUCAGUUUUGGAUCUGUUGUUUUAUUAAAUGUUGCAAUGUUUUAUUUUCAUUCAGUCUUUAAUUCUUACACUGCUUCUUCAUACUGUAGAUGAUAUUUUUUGUAGUGUACACAUGGUGAAUAACAUGAAUGAUAAAUGUCACGUUUGUGAUGAACAAAAAGGAAAUACCAGCAGAACAAUUUAGUUUGUUUCCUCAAUUAAAUAUAUUAAAAAUAAUCAAAUGUG